This is a messenger RNA of Zygotorulaspora mrakii, 501 nucleotides long. RefSeq names its product peptidylprolyl isomerase ESS1 (gene ESS1). The transcript has a single exon. Lineage: Eukaryota; Fungi; Ascomycota; Saccharomycetes; Saccharomycetales; Saccharomycetaceae. The record is from RefSeq and is a predicted model, not a curated record. Gene Ontology annotation, molecular function: peptidyl-prolyl cis-trans isomerase activity; protein binding. Gene Ontology annotation, cellular component: cytosol; nucleus. Bases 1 to 501 code for a protein of 166 amino acids.
AUGAGUGAAAAGAGCUCUGCAGAGUCAGGCUUACCUGAGCCGUGGAACGUAAGAUAUAGCAAAUCUAAGAAAAGGGAGUAUUUCUUCAAUCCGGAAACAAAACAAUCGCAAUGGGAAGAGCCAGAAGGCACCAAUCAUGAGGCGUUCAUAAAAUAUCUUGGAGAACACCCUGUGCGCGUGAGAUGUUUGCAUCUGCUGAUAAAACACAAGGACUCACGGAGGCCUGCGUCACACAGAUCGGAGAACAUUACCAUCACAAAAGAUGAGGCUAUUGCAGAGUUGAAAAAAUUUGAAGAACGACUAAGUAAUGAAAAGUUCGAGGAAUUAGCAAAGGAAAGGUCGGAUUGCUCAUCCUUCAAAAGAGGGGGGGAUCUGGGUUGGUUCGGAAAAGGUGAAAUGCAACCUAGUUUCGAAUCUGCAGCGUAUAAGCUGAAGGUGGGUGAGGUAAGUGGUAUCGUCGAGUCGGAUAGCGGUGUUCAUCUGAUCAAAAGAGUCGGUUAA